AUGUGGGCUCAAUUAUCAUAUACUAGACCAGAAUCUCAGAAGACUGACUUAACGUCGUUGUUUUCCACAGAUCAAGAGCAAAAUCCAUUAAAUGACUACCAGUACCAGAUCAAUAUUAGGGAACUGGAGGAGUAUUACAACAAGACGAUUUUAAACGAGGAUAACAUACAGGAAACAAGCAGUGAAAUAUCUUCGGCAGUUUCAUUCUCUCCACCAAAAAAUACAAACGCUAUUCAACCGGGGCUACUGUAUGAUCCACAGUUAAUGAACCCUUUUCUCCCAUCCGCUCACCUGAAUAGCACGGCACCUACUACUUUUAAAAAGAAACUAGAGGUACAAAUAAAUCCGGACUAUGUCCCAAAAUCUUCACAAUUACCAUUAACUUCACAGAAUUUGCAACAGUUGUCUCAACAAAAGCCCAAAAAUGAUGCUUCUUUUUCAUCAGAGAAGGAAUCCUCAGCUCAACCUAAGGUGAAAAGCCAAGUGCAGGAAACUCCCAAACAAUUAUACAAGACAGAGCUGUGCGAAUCAUUCACUUUAAAAGGAAGUUGCCCUUAUGGCAGUAAGUGUCAGUUUGCUCACGGACUCGGCGAAUUAAAGGUUAAGAAAUCGUGCAAGAAUUUCAGGACGAAGCCCUGUGUGAAUUGGGAGAAACUAGGUUAUUGUCCUUAUGGCAGAAGAUGCUGCUUCAAACAUGGCGACGACAACGACAUUGCUGUUUACGUGAAAGCUGGUACUUACUGUAACGUCUCUUCGACUAGCAAACAAUCAGACGAAAAGAGAAGCAAUGGUCGCGGCUCCGCCAAGAAGAAGAAUCUAAAUGUUAAAGUAAAGGCUUUGCAGAGAAUGACCUGGUGA
Molecule: messenger RNA, 858 nt
Organism: Saccharomyces cerevisiae S288C
Lineage: Eukaryota; Fungi; Ascomycota; Saccharomycetes; Saccharomycetales; Saccharomycetaceae
Gene: TIS11
Product: Tis11p
Exons: 1
Coding region: 1-858 (285 amino acids)
Biological process (GO): nuclear-transcribed mRNA catabolic process; intracellular iron ion homeostasis; negative regulation of mitochondrial translation
Cellular component (GO): P-body; nucleus
Molecular function (GO): mRNA binding; metal ion binding
Source: RefSeq, marked reviewed